ACGCAGGCAGUUUCAGUAUUGCCUCUGUGAGUGUGUCAGUGUUUCUCUUCAGUCUCUAAAAUCUGUGUUCAUACUGGGAAACAAGAUGUCCCGUUGGGCCCUUCUUGCUCCCCUCCUGCUCCUGCUGGGGCUCUUCAUCAUCAGUGCUGUCAGUGAGGAGGCCGACGACCCAGCAGCGGUACCACCAGCACCAGGCCCGGCUUCUGAUGGCACGCAGGCAGAGGCUGAGGACGAAGAGUGGGGUCUUCACUCCCUGAGAGGAGGCUUUGAGUCAGCCGGCAGUUACUUUGACUCCAUGCUUGAGUUUAUGGGCGGACGUGAUGGAGUGUGCCAAUACCGCUGUCGUUAUGGUAAAGAUCCUAUUCCUCGUACGGGCUACGAGAUGCCACAACCAAAUGGAUGUAGCUCCUAUUUCUUUGGCCUUCCUGUUCCAGAGGGGAUGGACAUGGGAAUCCCCGCCAUGACCAAGUGCUGCAAUCAGCUGGAUAUGUGUUACGACACCUGUGGCUCCAACAAGUACCGCUGCGACUCCAAGUUUCGCUGGUGCCUCCACAGCAUCUGCUCCGACCUCAAGAAGAGUCUCGGCUUUGUUUCCAAAGUUGAAGCAUGUGAAACAGUUGCAGACACCUUGUUCAACACAGUGUGGACUCUGGGCUGCAGACCUUACAUGAACAGCCAGAGAGCAGCGUGCUACUGCCAAGGAGAAGAGAGAGAUGAACUCUAGAUCGACACAUGAACAACUCGCCUAUUUAUAACUGUACGACCUGGCCAACAUGUCAGAUGAUGGAGCGCUGAGUCGUGCUGUGGCAAACACUGCUGUGUGACUGCUUGAGUAAUUUAUUUGGAAGUUUUUUUGUUUUUUUCAACAUCAUUAUUUGACUUUGCAUCACUUUUUGAAUGUUUACGUAAAUUUGCACUCUGUGUUGAUUUAAAUCUAGACAUGCAUCAGUGCUCUGUACUUUGACCACCUUUACAGUUCAUUUAAUAAAAAAACCUGAGGCUUGACUUAGACUUUACAGGGAGCAGACAA
Messenger RNA from Labrus bergylta (ballan wrasse), 1030 nucleotides. Its product is annotated as group XIIB secretory phospholipase A2-like protein. Gene Ontology annotation, biological process: triglyceride homeostasis; arachidonate secretion; cholesterol homeostasis. Gene Ontology annotation, cellular component: extracellular region. Gene Ontology annotation, molecular function: A2-type glycerophospholipase activity; calcium ion binding. The record is from RefSeq and is a predicted model, not a curated record. NCBI's taxonomy places the organism in Eukaryota, Metazoa, Chordata, Actinopteri, Labriformes, Labridae.